AUGACCGAUGGGUAUAUAAGCAGCUUUGAUAACUCCACGCUAACGACCUUGGUGUGCGACGUAGGCUGUGAAGCUGCCAUUGCGAAGCUACGUGAUACUGUUUCGACCAACUGUGGUGAAAUAACCGAACUGGUUCCAGGUCUUCCAAUCAUAGGUCUUGUGGACCUGCUUUGGAGCAAUAGGAAUCAGUCCUGCUUUACUAAUCCCAAUACUAGGGAAAAUUACAAUAAUGUGAUUGAUGCUUUUCCUGACGUGGAUAUGUCUAAGCUUCCAAAAUCUGACCUGUGCUCGUACUGUAACCAAUCCACAUAUAAAUAUGUGGCUCAAACCUAUAACAUCUCAGUCAGUAAUUUCGAUUCUACACCGAGUGCGUUCAAUAUGACUGUGCCAUCUUCCACGUCGGAUUGCGUGUCUAGAACUAUAUAUACGACCAAGGAGAGCGACACGUACGAUUCCAUUGCGUUAGCACAAAGUCCCGGAACCAAUCUCUGCCUUCCACAGAAAUGCGACAGCGUCUAUAUCGUGCAGCCGGAGGACACGUGCAUUAAUAUUGCUAUUAGUGCCGGAAUCCGCACUCAAAACCUCAUAGACUACGACUCUCAGCUGACCUGGAACUGCUCAAACCUGCACGCAACCAACCCCUACUGGGGUACGACUCUGUGCGUAUCUACCCCUGGGGGGACAUACACGGGCCAUGCACCGAACACAUCAACAUCUACCGGGUCUGAAAUUGUCAACCCACCCGCUGGCGCCAAGGUGGCCCCUGGCACCAUGACCGACUAUAGGGCGUGGUAUAUAAACGAUGCGGGCCUCACCUGCACUCAAAUCUGUCUCAUAAAUCAGAUUACCAUCAACCUCUUCACGGAGGCAAAUCCCUCGCUCAACAAGACGACCUGCGAUAAAGACCUGGUCCAAGGGAAUUCUUACGGUGUUAAUCCACUGGAUGGUUGGAACUGGGGAUCUGGGGCUAAUUCCACCACCAGCCCUACACCCACCAUCUCAGCGCCGUCUACUCCACCAGCACCAACCCAGACUGGCAUCCCUGCUAACUGCAAUGCCUUCUACGUUGCUAAGGCUGGUGAUGAUUGUGGGACUGUUGCAGCCAAGUUUGGUAUCACCAAGGGCCAAUUCCAUGAAUGGAACCCAGCUAUCUCAUCGGAUUGUUCAAGUGGAUUCUGGGCCAAGGAGGCGUACUGUGUGGGUGUAUCCGGUACUUCCAGUACACCAAUCACAAGCAUAUCCGCGAGCACACCUACGUCUACCUCAGCGUCUACAUUGGUAGUGCCUCCUGCUCCAACGCAAUCAGGUAUUCCUGCAAAUUGCGAUGCAUAUUACGUUGCUCAGGCCGGUGAUGACUGUGACACUGUCGCGUCCAAAUUCCAGAUUACAAAGGCUCAGUUCCACGAAUGGAACCCUGCCAUAUCAUCAGACUGUUCUAGUGGCUUCUGGGCUGAGGAGGCAUACUGCGUGGGUGUAUUCGGCACCAGCAGCGCAACAUCCUUACCUACACCCAACCCAGUAUCUACGGGCUCGGUGGUACCACCUGCUCCGACGCAAUCCGGAAUCCCCGAAAACUGCUCCAAGUAUUACGUUGCACAAGAUAAGUUUGGGAUUACCAACGACCAGUUCCAUUUAUGGAACCCGGCAGUCUCAGUAGACUGUGUGAGCGGGUUUAUGGCUGAUGAGGCGUACUGCAUCGCGCUGUCGUAA
Molecule: messenger RNA, 1710 nt
Organism: Aspergillus pseudonomiae
Lineage: Eukaryota; Fungi; Ascomycota; Eurotiomycetes; Eurotiales; Aspergillaceae
Product: LysM peptidoglycan-binding domain-containing protein
Exons: 7
Coding region: 1-1710 (569 amino acids)
Source: RefSeq, a predicted model, not a curated record